GUGGAGAAUGAUGCAGAGGCACUGCAGCUGCAGUCCACAGUCACGGAGCAAGAUGCUAGUGCUGUGUUCGACCGUGUGUUUUCACUGGCCUUGCUGUCCUCUUCGGGCGUCGAAGUCGCAGAUCUUACGAAGACGCGCAUGAUCCGCGACAUCUUGUACAUCAUUGACAAGCCAGAUGGGACGCAAGUCUCCGUGGUCCGGGACAACAGCAGCAACGAUACUGGCAACGAUACGGGCAAUGAGACAGGCGGCGACGAUGAGGACGACUUCAUUGGCUCGCCA
This is a messenger RNA of Symbiodinium pilosum, 282 nucleotides long. The record is from the annotation of a GenBank genome assembly. Lineage: Eukaryota; Dinophyceae; Suessiales; Symbiodiniaceae.